Messenger RNA from Phycodurus eques (leafy seadragon), 6363 nucleotides. Its product is annotated as connector enhancer of kinase suppressor of ras 2. Gene Ontology annotation, molecular function: protein binding. Bases 274 to 3705 code for a protein of 1143 amino acids. Lineage: Eukaryota; Metazoa; Chordata; Actinopteri; Syngnathiformes; Syngnathidae. The record is from RefSeq and is a predicted model, not a curated record. Gene Ontology annotation, cellular component: membrane; cytoplasm. The transcript has 24 exons. Gene Ontology annotation, biological process: regulation of signal transduction.
GGAGAGGCAGGAGAAAGAGGGAGAGGGGAGGAGGAUAAGGAGGCAGGGAGCGUGUGUGCGCGCAUGUGGAUGUGCGUGCGCGUAGAUUGCACCACCGCAUCUUGUUCACCGUUUCUGCAGGCGGCCAUGCUCUGAUGGAGGGAAUAAAACUGACAACCGUCUCUUUACUCUCGGAAUUGUCAGUCGCCACGUCAUUCCAGAUGUGACUGACAAGUCGUUACAUGUCGCCUGCUUUCACCUCUGUACUGUUUAACGCGGAGAGGCUGUGACAUCAUGGCUUUGGUUAUGGAACCUAUAAGUAAAUGGACACCAAAGCAAGUGCUGGACUGGAUGAAAGGUCUGGAUGACUGUCUCCAGCAGUAUGUGAAGAGUUUCGAGCGAGAGCAAAUGGGCGGGGAGCAGCUUUUGCACAUCACCCAUCAAGAGCUGGAGGAGUUGGGGGUUACGAGGAUAGGGCACCAGGAGCUCAUCCUAGAAGCAGUUGACCUCCUAUGUGCCCUGAACUAUGGCCUCGAGACAGAAAACCUCCGGACUCUGUCACACAAGCUCAAUGCUUCAGCCAAGAACCUCCAGAACUUCAUCCUGGGCAGAAGGAGAGGAGGACACUAUGAUGGAAGAGCUUCCCGGAGGCUACCCAAUGAUUUCCUCACCUCAGUGGUGGAUUUGAUUGGUGCAGCAAAAAACCUACUUGCCUGGCUUGACAGGUCUCCAUUUGCCAGUGUGACAGAGUAUUCAUUACUGAAGAACAAUAUUGUGCAACUCUGCCUAGAAUUAACUACCAUUGUACAGCAGGAUUGCACUGUAUAUGAGACAGAGAAUAAGAUUCUUCAUGUGUGUAAGACCUUAGCGGGGAUAUGCGACCACAUCAUUUCUCUUUCAUCAGACUCUCUGGUCUCUCAGUCAGCGCAUCUGGAAGUGGUCCACCUGACAAGCAUCAUGCCCAGUGAAGGCCUGGGGAUGUACAUCAAAUCAACAUAUGAUGGACUCCAUGUUAUUACUGGGACCACAGAGAAUUCUCCAGCAGAUCAGUGCAAAAAGAUUCAUGCGGGUGAUGAAGUCAUCCAAGUCAACCAUCAGACAGUGGUGGGCUGGCAGUUGAAGAACCUAGUGAACGCUUUAAGAGAAGACCCAUGCGGAGUCAUCCUAACGCUGAAGAAAAGGCCACAGAACACCCUGAGUUCCACUCCGGCUCUGCUGAGGAAUGUGCGCUGGAAACCACUGGGCUUGCAGCCGGUCCCCAACAGCCCUACCAGUACAUCCCCUACACCAGGUGGAACUUUAGGCAUGUCCAAAAUGGAUACCCAGGAUGUCUACAUCCUUUCUCCAAUCUCUGGACUCUACAGCCCCAGGGAGGAAUUGGGUUUGAUUUCAUGUGAUGAAAUCACCCGGUACAGUGUGACCUCCCAGUCUGGUUCUAAAGGGUCAGAGACUGUCAGCUACUAUUUGGACCAGGACAGUGGUCAGUACUUCUCUCUUUUGGAGGGAGACAGACCACCAGGAUCUGAAUAUGACAGAGGCCGUAAUACGGGCGUGCGCAGGCGGGACAAGACCCCCACACAUGGUGACCUCAGACCUGUGUCCAUGCCUCCCGAAUAUAACUGGAUAGCCGAGGCCAAGGAACCGAGCAUGGGCAAGAGAGGGAGUCGAGAUUCAGACAACUCCCUACUACGUUACCUCAGCGAUGACAAGAUCCUGGUUAUUGAGGAGGAGCCCGAAGGUCUGGGUAGAGAAAGCCGCAGGGACUCCACCAGACGCUCUCGGCGCAAGACCCGAAAUCCCAGCAGCCCUAGCUUUCCCCUCAGCCCAUCCAUGCUGUCCUCCACACUGCGCUUAGACCAGCCACCCGAUCCUUUGCCUCGAGGCGCGGACACACUGCGAGCAGACACAACAGACAGGUACUCCGGUUCUGGAAGCUCAAGUGCAGCCUCCAUGAAGAAGUCUUUCCAUUACACCUCAUUGAGAACGAAAACCAAAAAGAGAAGUAAAGGUUCGCUCACUAGUGCCAGUCGAAGGAGAAUUUCCUGUAAGGACCUCGGCCACGGUGACUGCGAAGGCUGGCUGUGGAAAAAGAAGGAUGCUAAAGGAUACUUUACACAGAAAUGGCGGAAGUAUUGGUUUAUCCUGAAAGAAUCUUCCUUGUAUUGGUACACCAAUCAGAAUGAUGAGAAAGCUGAGGGCUUCAUCAGCCUCCCUGAGUUCAGAAUAGACCGAGCCAUUGAGUGUAGACGGAAAUUUGCCUUCAAAGCCUGCCAUCCGAAAAUCAAGAGUUUCUUCUUCGCCACUGACUGUCUCGAGGAAAUGAAUAGGUGGAUGAACCGGCUUGGGUUGGCUGCUAUUGGUUACACACCGGAUGACAAAGUGCCACGUCCUGAUGAAGACUAUUGGAGUGAGAGUGAUCAAGAUGAGGUCGAUGGCUCCAUGACACUCAAACAAGAGGGACCAUCCGCUCUCUGCGAUACUUACCACCGUACAUCAUCAUCUAACCUCCUCCACACUUAUGACCAAUUGCCCCGUUCUAUGAGCUCCAUGAGCCUCAUGCGCUCCACUCCUUCUCCCCUUCCUCUACCAAUGAGUGCCUCCACCUCCCCCAUCCCUCCACAGAUGGUCUCUUCCACCUCCCCUCUUCCUCUGCAGGUAAAUUCUUCUAGCCCCUUCCCAGAGCCAAAGCAUGGGCGGCAUUUUUCCAGCGAGUCCACCCACUCCCACUCAUCUGCAGAAGACCAGCGUGGAGAGGGACUGGGCAUGGGCACAGGAACAGGCAGCACCAGUACCCACUCCUCAGGUUGCCGGUCUUCACAUCGUGAGCGUCGCUCCUGGCAGGACCUCAUUGAGACCCCUCUAACCAGCGCAGGGCUGCAUUUCCUCCAGACGGCACCGGGGGAAAGCGAUUAUGGUGGCCUAAUGGGAAGCAUGGCCGGUGAGAUGGGGCUCUAUGGAGGACUGGGCAGACAGGGCAUGUCCCCGGAGAGACGCAGGCAGGCUACGCUGCCAGUACGGAGACAUCACGCCGCAGAGAGAGACAGGGAUCGGGAUGGGCCUUUCCCCCUGGAGCGUGGUCCACACACACACAGCUACACACACCGACGCUCCCAUAAGCAGCGUAGUCAGAGUCUUCCCAGGAAUAGGGACCCAUUUGGAGGAAAGCUGAUACACUCAUCACCUCAUAUGGAAGAGAGAAGUGAAGAUGAAGAGGCAGAGAGGCGGGCUGCAGAUAUGCUUGAGGGUGAGGAGGACCUGCGGGAGUUGAGAGUCGAAAGCAGAGAGAGGAGGGUCUCAGAGGUAAGGGAGAGGCGGGUGUCAGACGGCCGUGAACCUGAGCCAUUGGAUGGACUAGAGCAGCUGUACCGGGCCCUCGAACAAGCCAACGUUACAGCGCUAGGUGACCCAAGACCCUGUAGCAGGCAAGAACUUCGACGAGGUUUCUCUCAGAGAGUCAGGGACCCCCUUCUGAACGACAGACUGCACCGCGUCAGAGCUCUACGCAGCACCUUGAAGGCCAAAGAGUCUGAGCUCGCUGUAAUCUGCGCCCUCCUGGAGGACCCAGGCCUGUGCUCCCAGACCUUCAGAGAAUGGAAACAGUGGCACAGUGAGCUCUAUUCCGACAUCUGUCAGCUCAGCCCCGGCACCAAUGGCCAGGACGAUCUUUCCCCGCUGAGCGCUCCCAUCAUGACCCACACACACUCCUUUAUUGAGACCCAUGUGUGAGAUACAGGACAGGAUUGGACUCCCGAUCGCUCUCUCACACUCUCUCUCUCUCUUUCUCACAUCCAGACACAUGUAUACACACACACACACGCACACACACACAGUAACACACUUUGUUUAUUCUUUACUGGAUCCCCAUUAGCUUUUGGAAAAUACAAAAGCUAAUCCUGGGGUCUGUCACCUUGUAACGUGUAAAUAUAGAGGCAACAGUCUGAGAUAUGAGUGUAUGAACUUUUGAUAAUUCUGUGGACCCCACAGGGUGCCUGUUGCAUGCCUGAACAGAAACCAUGAAUCUUCUUUUGUCUGUGGAACUCAGCAUAAAGUCCACAUGCCUGUCAAGAAGGAAAUGGAGGAUAAUGAAAAUGUUUGUACAUGUUACAUGUCCUUUGUCUACUCUUGUUUUUGCGAUAGUUCUGAUUGAUUUAGUGUGUGUGUGUGUGUGGGGGGGGGGGGGGGGGGCGGGUGUUACUACUACUGUAUGUAGCAGCAAUACAGAAGAAUUCUUUUCACCACAGCACUGUACUUUUGUACUAAUGAACUUGCACCCAGAGCCACCAAUCCUCCCCCUUCACUCUUCUCUUUAUUUCCUCACUGCAUAUCAUGCUGAUAGCCCUGUUUCACAUGGAUCUGACAGGGCAGUGUGGGGAUAGGAUGAUCAGUGACUUUACUGUAUUUGAAGACUGUGAAAGGCUGGUUAAUCUCUCUUUACCAAUGAAAAUAAACACUAGUCAACAAGAACCAUUUUUCUAUACACACAAUUUCAAACUGUGAAAAUGUUUAUCUGCACAAGGAGGGGAGGUUCCUCUGAUUGUGUGCAAAUCUGUAAUUUUUAUUUUCUCACCACCACUCAUCUCUCUUCUUCUUCAUCUAACUUUUGGUUGUCAUUUUUUUUUCUCUUUCAAUUGUUGUGUAUAUGUGUAUACUACUGUGUAUACUGAUGUAAAUGUUUGCGUUCCACUACCACUGUGAUUGGCUUUUAGAGACGAACACUGAGCGUAUGUACUUAAAUUUGUGCAUUUUUUUUCCGUUAAACUGUUAGAGCAAGAAUCAUUUUCAAGGGAGUCUGUCACUGCAAAGAAUGCACUUUCUAUAUAUUUCCAUCUCAUUGGCAACAUCACAGGGUCUGUCUCAUUGGUCUCUUUACCAUUGCUGUUCAAAAUAUCAGGUAAACACAUCUCGUUUCUGAAGAUUUAUGUACAGUCAACUAAUAUAUUUAAACAUAGAAAAAUAUAUAACUAUUUAUGUUUUGUGUCAUAAAUAUAAUGUAAAGUAUGACGUAUUCUAUGCCAAGGUUUUGCAUUGUACCCCUCUUCACUCUGUUUCUGUCGAAACAGUUGAACUCAGAGCAAGCCCAUCAUUAACCUGAGUGACGUUUUUUUUUAUUGGUAUACAAUAAGGCCAACCCAUAGACUUUCUCCUGGUGAUGCAUUGCAUGAGAAAAGGCCUGGGACUGAUUUGAUUGGAGAGGGUAAAAUAUUGUGAAUCAUUUAAAUUUUGUUAUACUCCGGUUGGUUGCAGUAUUGAUCGACUUGUAGCGCAUGAUACACAAAAGCACCAUUGAAGAAUGAUUUUUGACUUUUUUGUUUUGAGAUUUGAGGAACUUUUCUAUCUGUGUUAAGACAUGCACUGAACAAGAACUGGAAAAUGGCGUUGGACAGUCUAUUAAUCAGAAUAUGAUGCAUUGCUUCAGCAUCCGAGAAGGAUGUGACAAUAAUUUAGUUUAUGCACCACAGAGUGAGCCCAAGUUACAAAAAUGCAGUCACUUUGAAAAGAAAGGGCCGUUUGAUAAUCUGUUCUUGAAUAUAAUAUCAUGCGAUAAUGGUAUUAGUCAUGUCUGACCAAGAUCGAGCUAAGAACUCUAUAGCGUCCCCUGGAGUGAAUGACUCAGACUUGUAGUAUCUUCUGCAUCAAGCACUAUUUUUGCGUAUUCUUCACCUUUUACUGUUAAUGAAAUUAUUUUAGUCUAGUUUUAGUUUGUAUCAUCAUGUUACAUGCUUGCAAAAUAUCAAACACAACCCAGACAUACAGUUCUGUUUUCGAAUGGUUUAUUUGAAAGUACCACAAAGAAACUAAAUGAUGCAAGCACUUUUCCUGUGCCUCCCAACCCCCUCUUUGGCAACGAUAGACUGACUAUAUUGGACUUCCGAGAUACACAGAGCUGUAGAAGACUGAGAAUGGAGUCUUGGUCUGCAGAGGUCUAUAUGUUCGUCUAGUCAUCAUUUGGUUGGUUGUCCUUCACCACCUGCUGCUCAGCAAAACAGCAACUUGUCUGUAGACAUACAGAGGACAAGUUCUGAUUUGUGGCCCCAGACUGUGUUAUCAUCCCCAUCAUCUUUGUGUGUGUAGACCUGCAGAACCAGGCUGAAAAGGGAGAUUCCACGGUGUGUCCUUUCAGGGGUUUACGCCUCAUGGUACAUUGCACAGGUGUGUAAGAUGUAAGUUGCACUGCGACAUAAAAAAGGAACAUAUUGCUCUUUUUCAAGGAUGAUAUUAGCUUACUGUAAUUCUGUACAAUAAACUGACUCGAGAUGAUAUUUAAAAAAAAAAAGAAAGACAAGUACAUUUAUUCUUCCUAAAGUAGCCUUUUUUUGGUUUCAUAUAUAUGAAUAUAUAUUACAAAAAUACAGAUUGUAAGUUGUUAAACUUUGACUCCAAUAA